GAUCGUCAGCGCAGACUGCUGGACAUCAGCUGGAAACCUCAAAUAAACCUAAACAGAAUAAUAGCAAUCCCACAGCAUCAUACCUCGAAUGAGGAAAUGAUUCUCACUGAGAAGCAGCUCUGUAACCAGGAGAGGAACACUAGUUUGGACCAAGAAGAAUCAGAACCUUCACAGAUGAUGAAGUACUAUGAGUAUCCCAAUUUUCCACACAAUCAAGAGAAACAGGGGGCACCAGAACCUCCCAAGGAUGAACCAGAAUUUCUAGAGAUAAAGGAGGAGCCGGAGGCUGAAAUCUUUUUGAUAACUCCUGUUUAUAAUGAAAGAAACCAGUGGGAACUGGAACCAAACUCCAGGGACCAACUCCUUUCACAAAGCUCUCCUACAGUGAAGAACCAAGAUCAGGAAAGAGGCAGGAAUGUAGACCCAGGAUCCUGCAGAGAUGAAGAGCCGAAACAAAAUAAGAGAAAUCUACAAACAGAAGGUUAUGGUGACAAUCUGGACAGUCCAAACGUAAAGAUAAACAAAAAAACACCUUUGUGUAUGACGUGUGGAAAACAAUUCAGAGAUAAACAUAAUUUAACAGUUCACAUGAGAAGUCACACGGGUGAGAAGCCAUUCUCAUGUCAAGCCUGUGGAAAAAAUUUCAACUACAAAAGUGUUUUGACUACUCACAUGAGAACUCACACAGGUGAGAGGCCUUUCUCAUGUGAGACCUGUGGGAAAAAUUUCAAUUACAAAAGUGUUUUGAUUACUCACAAGACAACUCACACAGAUGAGAAGCCUUUCUCAUGUGUGACCUGUGGAAAAAGCUUUAAUGAAAAAAAAAGUUUUAAAUACCACAUGAGAACUCACACAGGUGAGAGGCCUUUCUCGUGUCUGACCUGUGGAAAAAGUUGUAGUGAUGAACAAAGUUUGAAAAACCAUAUGACAACGCACACAGGUGAGAGGCCUUUCUCAUGUGAGACCUGUGGAAAAAGUUACAGUGAAAAAAAACGUUUUCAAUACCACAUGAGAACUCACACAGUUGAGAGGCCUUUCUCAUGUCAGAUCUGUGGAAAAGGUUUCAACUACAAAAGUGUUUUGAUUACUCACUUGAGAACUCACACAGGUGAGAGGCCCUUUUCAUGUCAGACCUGUGGAAAAAGUUUUAACUACAAAAGUGUUUUGAUGACUCACAUGAUUACUCACACAGGUGAGAGGCCUUUCUCAUGUCAGACUUGUGGGAAAAGUUUCAACUAUAAAAGUUCUUUGAUUUCUCACAUAAUAACUCACACAGGUGAGAAGCCUUUCUCAUGUGAUACCUGUGGAAAAAAUUACAGUGAUAGAACAAGUUUCAAAAACCACAUGGUGUGUGCAGCAACAAUGUCUUCAGUUCAGUCUCUGAGAGAGUUUAUCAGCGAGCGACUAACUGCUGCUGCUGAAGAAAUAUUCACAGAGUUUGAAAAAACCAUCGUCCGGUACGAGGAAGAGAUCGAUCGUCAGCGCAGACUGCUGGACAUCAGCUGGAAACCUCACACACACCUGCACACAACAGAACUCCCACAGCAUAUCUUCAAGGAGGAAAAGAUUGUCACUGAGCAGCAGCUCUGUAACCAGGAGAGGAACACCAGUUUGGACCAAGAAGAACCAGAACCUUCACAGAUGAAAGAUGUUCAUGAAGAUCUUGAACCCCCACAGAUGAAAGGGAACCAAAAAGAAGCAGAACCUCCACAAAUAAAAGAGGAACAAGAAGAACCAGAACCUCCACAGAUGAUGAAGUACCAUGAGGAUCCAAAAUUUCCACACAAUCACAAUAAACAGGGGGCACCAGAACCUCCCAAGAAUGAACCGGAAUCUCUAGAGAUAAAAGAUGAGCCAGAGACUGAAACCUGUAUGGUAACUCCUGAUUUUAAUGAAAGAAACCACUGGGAACUGGAACCAAACGGGGACCAACUCUUUUCACAAAACUCUCCUAAAGUGGGGAACCAAGAUCAGGAAAGAAGCAAGAAUGUAGAGCCAGGAUCCUGCGGAGCUGAAGAGCCGAAACAAAAUAAGAGCAGUUCACAAACCAGAGGUCACAGUGACAGUGUAGACCACACAAAAAAGCAUUUUUUGUGUAUGACUUGUGGGAAAUUUUUUUGUAAGAAAUAUAGUUUAACUGUUCACAUGAGAACUCACACAGGUGAGAAACCUUUCUCAUGUCAGACCUGUGGAACUAGUUUUAGUCAGAAAAAAAAUUUAUUUACACACCUGUUAACUCACACAGGUGAGAGGCCCUUCUCAUGUCAGACUUGUGGAAAAAGUUUUAUUACCAACACUGUUUUGAAGACUCACAUGAAAACUCACACACGUGUGAACCCUUUCUCAUGUCAGACUUGUGGAAAAAGUUUUAUUAGUGAAAUUGGUUUGUUAACCCACACAAGAACUCACACUGGAGUGUGUGCAGCAACAAUGUCUUCAGUUCAGUCUCUGAGAGAGUUUAUCAGCGAGCGACUAACUGCUGCUGCUGAAGAAAUAUUCACAGAGUUUGAAAAAACCAUCGUCCGGUACGAGGAGGUGAUCGAUCGUCAGCGCAGACUGCUGGACAUCAGCUGGAAACCUCACACACACCUGCACACGACAGAACUCCCACAGCAUAUUUGGAAGGAGGAAAAGAUUCUCACUGAGCAGCAGCUCUGUAACCAGGACAGGAACACCAGUUUGGAUCAUGAAGAACUUGAACCCCCACAGAUGAAAGGGGACCAAAAAGAAGCACAACCUCCAAACAUAAAAGAGGACCAAGAAGAACCAGAACCUCCACAGGUGAAAGAGGACCAAGAAGAAGCAGAACCCCAAAAAACAAAAGAGGACCAUGAAACACCAGAAACUCCUGAUUUUAAUGAAAGAAACCACUGGGAAUUGGAACCAAACAGGGACCAACUCCUUUCACAAAACUCUCCUAAAGUGGAGAGCAAAGAUCAGGAAAGAAGCAGGAAUGUAGAGCCAGGAUCCUGCAGAGAUGAAGAGCUCAAACAAAAUCAGAGCAGUUCACAAACCAGAGGUCACGGUGACCGUGUAGACCACACAAAAAAGCCUUUUUUGUGUAUGACUUGUGGAAAAAAAUUCUGUGCAAAAUAUAGUUUAACUGUUCACAUGAGAACUCACACAGGCGAGAAUCUUUUCUCUUGUCAGACUUGUGGGAAAACUUUUAAUUAUAAGAGAGUUUUAAAUACUCACAUGAGAACUCACACAGGUGAGAAGCCUUUCUCAUGUCAGACUUGUGGGAAAAGUUUUAAUCAAAAAAGUAAUUUUUUUAGACACAUGAGAACUCACACAAGUGAGAAGCCUUUCUCAUGUCAGACCUGUGGAACUAGUUUUAGUCAGAAAACAAAAUUAUUUACACACAUGUUAACCCACACAGGUGAGAAGCCUUUCUCCUGUCAGAGCUGUGGAAAAUGUUUUAUGAGAAAAAGGAUUUUAAAUACUCACAUUUUAUCUCACACGGGGGAGAAGCCUUUCUCAUGUCAGACUUGUGGAAAACGUUUUUUUUCCAAAAAUGUUUUGGAUAAGCACACCAGAACUCACGCAGGUGAGAAGCCAUUUUCGUGUCAGAUCUGCGGAAGAAGUUUUAUUUUUAGGUGUGUUUUGAAUAAUCACAUGAAAAGGCACACAGUUGAGAAGCCUUUCUCAUGCCAAAUAUGUGGAAAAUGUUACAGAGAUAAACCCAGUUUUAAAAACCACAUGACAACUCACACAGGCGAUAAGCCUUUCUUAUGUCAUACCUGUGGAAAAACAUACAGUGAUUCAACCAGUUUUAAAUACCACAUGGCAACUCACACAGGUGAGAGGCCCUUCUCCUGUCAGACUUGUGGAAAAAGUUUUAUUACCAACACUGUUUUGAAGACUCACAUGAAAACUCACACACGUGGGAAGCCUUUCUCAUGUCAGACCUGUGGAAAAAGUUAUACUAGUGAAAGUGGUUUGUUAACUCACACGAGAACUCACACAGGUGAGAAACCUUUCUCAUGUCAAACCUGUGGAAAACAUUUUUUUUGUAAAAGUGGUUUGACUACUCACAUCAGAAGUCACACAGGUGAGAGACCGUUUUUUGUUUUCACAUGUCAGACCUGUGGAAAAAGUUUUAGUCAUAAACGUAACUUAAUUGCACAUGGGAAGAUUCACACCAGUGAGAAGCCUUUCUCAUGUCAGAGCUGUGGAAAAAGUUACACUUAUAAAAUAAGUUUAAAAAUGCACAUGAGGACUCACACCGGUGAGAAGCCGUAUUCAUGUGAAAUUUGUGGUAGAUGCUUCUCUUACGGUAAUCAGAUCACUGAUCACAUGAGAACUCACACAGGUGAAAAGCCUUUUACUUGUGAGACCUGUGGAAAAUGUUUUAGUCAGAAGCGUAAUUUAAUGGCACACAUGAGAACUCACACCGGCGAGAGGCCUUUCUCUUGUCAAAUCUGUGGAAAAGCGUUCAGUAAAAACAGUAAUUUAAUCACACAUGUAAGAACUCACACCGGUGAGAAGCCCUUUUCUUGUCAGGCCUGUGGGAAAUGUUUUAAUCAUAGAGCAAGUUUAAAAUCCCACAUGAAAUGUCACACAGGUGGUGAGGUGUAAUAUC
Messenger RNA from Nematolebias whitei (Rio pearlfish), 4582 nucleotides. RefSeq names its product zinc finger protein 850. The record is from RefSeq and is a predicted model, not a curated record. The coding region runs from base 97 to 4578 and encodes 1493 amino acids. Gene Ontology annotation, biological process: regulation of transcription by RNA polymerase II. The transcript has 9 exons. NCBI's taxonomy places the organism in Eukaryota, Metazoa, Chordata, Actinopteri, Cyprinodontiformes, Rivulidae. Gene Ontology annotation, molecular function: DNA-binding transcription factor activity, RNA polymerase II-specific; RNA polymerase II cis-regulatory region sequence-specific DNA binding.